GCCCUUCCCCUCACGGCGCCGCCGCCGCCGCCGCCGCCUCGCCCGCUCGACCUGUGGCAGCGGGGCGGCAUGAGGAGAGCCGGGGUCGGCUGGCGGGGCCGCAGCUGAGGCGCGGCGGCCGCCGCCGCCAUGUCGUUGUUGUGCGUGAGAGUAAAAAAAGCUAAACUCCAAGGACCACCAGAUAAAUUCAAUACAUAUGUGACCCUGAAAGUGCAAAAUGUGAAGAGCACGACAGUAGCCGUGCGAGGUGACCAACCCUGCUGGGAACAGGACUUCAUGUUUGAGAUCAGUCGGCUGGACCUGGGCCUAAUUGUUGAAGUAUGGAACAAAGGACUGAUCUGGGACACCCUGGUUGGGACCGUGUGGAUUGCUCUGAAGGCCAUUCACCAAUCUGAUGAGGAAGGUCCUGGGGAGUGGUCUACGCUGGAGGCAGAAGUUGUAAUGAAACAUGAUGAAAUCUGUGGAACCAAAAACCCGACUCCUCAUAAAAUUUUGCUGGACACAAGAUUUGAAUUACCUUUUGAUAUCCCUGAAGAAGAGGCCAGAUACUGGACCAGAAAAUUAGAACAAAUAAAUUCACUGGGAGAUGAUGAGUAUUCCUUUCAGGAGGAAGUCCAGAAGAAACCAUUGCCCAGUGCUGCCUCCCAGUGUUGCAACUGGAGUUAUUUCGGAUGGGGAGAGCAGCUGACCUUUGAAGAUGCUGACAGUGCUGUGGAUGAUCGAGAUAGUGACUAUCGCAGUGAGACAAGUAACAGCAUUCCUCCUCCGUACCACACGACUGUGCAGCCCAAUGCCUCUGUGCACCAGUUCACUGUACCAUCACGCCUGCAGCAGCAAGGGGUCUUGCGGGAAUCCUGUGCUGACUCCCUACAAAAUUAUGAUCUGGAUUAUCAGGAGCAUGUGGCCAUCAGGCGAUAUGAUAGCAUAGAUUCCACUGUGAGUGGCCGAACUGACCUAGAGACCACAUCUGAGUCUAGUCAAAUGACAAGCCGCCAGUGCUCGCUAGGGAGCAGGCGCUCUCUAGAUCUGUCUGAUAGACAAGGAUCUCUAGCUAGAAAUGAAAGAGUCAGGAUCAUUCCAUUUAACUCUGAAGAUGGAGAAGAAGAACAGGAGAGUAAUUAUGAAGAGCUAGGAAAACUGCUGAUAGAGGAAUUCUUAGAAAAGAGUCAUAAAAAUAGAAGUUGGCAGGAAACCAACAUAAAAAAGAUGCAAACUCUCUCAAAAAGAGAAAAUUUCAAUCACUGUGAAAGGUCAAGGUGCUGCCAAAAUGUGUGUGUGGAGUCAGGGUCUGUAGAUGUCCCUAGGUAUCCUCAGGAAUAUGAUACAAUAGAUAGGAGAAGGAAAAAGAAGCUGCGAUAUAAUUUGGAAGAGAGUGAACAAAUAAGCCUGCAAAGUAAUGAAGGUCUGCAGUUUCCCGGACAGAAAACAGUUUAUUUCAAUGGUCUGGCAACUAGUUCUGAACCUGAUGAUGAUUUCCCAGUAUAUGACAGAACUGGAAAAUAUACCAGUAGCUCUGAAAGUAAGGAACGGUUGCCUGCUUAUCCCAUCCUGCGUCCAUACAAAAAUGGCUUAAUGGUUAAAAGCGGCAAGUUGCCCAACAAGCAGGGAGUGAACCAUGAGGGCUCACUUCACCUCAGUAACAGUGAAGACAUGAAACUCAUAGGGAUGCCAGAUAACACUUUUCUGCCUGUGGAUAUCCUUGAGGAAUUUGACAGCAGUGCUUCUGAUGAAUUCCAGUACUCUCCUGUUUCAGAUGAUGAAAUGGAGGAACUGGCUACGCUUUCACAAACGUGGUGUGAUUCUGACAUCAGCCAUUUGAGAGACUUCACUGUUAAUUACCCUGCAAAUCUGGGCUCCCAGUUAAAGGCUAGCACUGAUAAAAAACACAAGACUAAAGGGAGCAAGCAUGGUCAUCCUGUGCAAGACUUAACAUUGUCUCCUGUUGAAGAACCCAGCGAGGAGUAUAUAGACACGAUGGAUGAACUUCAGUGUCUGGUAGAAUCAGUUUCAGAAUACUUGGCUGAAAAGGAGGAAGAAAUCAGUAAAUUUGGUACAUUGCCAGAGACCAGAAAAAGUAUUGAGAGCAUGUCACUGAAGCAGGAUAAUGCUGAUAAUUCAGUAGAAGGCAGGAAGUCUGAACAGACCAAACAUCCUGCUGCAGAGGAGGGUACCAAGGGCAAAUCUGAAUCUCUCCCAGACCUGUCAGGUGUGAAAAAUACAGUGAAUUCCCUGUUCAGCUCUUUCACUGAAAAGGUGGGGUCAAGCACAAAGCAGCUCACAGCCUCUGUUGAAAAGCUUGUUUCUUCCACUCCAGAGAAGACAGAAACCAGAAACUCAUCAGAAAGUGGAAUCUCAAAUGUAUUUUCUAUUAAGUCCAAAAGUGAGAGUCCAUCUUCUGGAGUGACAGCAGACAAUAAAGCCGACACCAAGUUCUCUAUUCACUCUUUGCUACCAUCCCAGGUGAGCAGUGAUAAAAGAGCCCAGAACAUAAAUUCCAACAAGCCAGAAACCACCGAGAUGGACAGUAAGGCUUCCACACCACAUCAUCUCCAGCAAUCACAAGGAACUACCACCAGCAGCCAGCAGAACCAACAUUCAGUUAUGAAUUCUGUUCUAGGCAUGUUUAAUCCUUUAAAGAUCUUCUCUGAGAAGGAAGUGCCAAAACAAGAAGUCAUAAAAGACGAGCACACCAAGGAGGACAGCCAUGCUGUGAAAGUUGAUGAGGCGAACAAAAGUGAGACGCCAUCUGGACAAAUGGCAGCCAGGACCAGCAGUGUUACUCUGGAGAUUCGGCCAAAUGAGACUAAAAACGAGGCAGAGGUGAACGCAAAUAGCACUUCUGUGGCUUCAAUCUUUGGCAGGCUCACAAACUCAGUCAGCUCCUUCAGUUUGAAAGCCAAUUUUGAUGGUCUCUUGGCUCCCAAGCAGCAGGAUGUGCCACAAAAGCAGUCAGAUUUGCAUCAUGUUACAGAUCAGCCAGAUGCCACUGUGAAAGAGGGUGCACCCACUGCUAGGGAGGAGCCUCCUGCAAAUCGCUUAGGGGAUCAGCAACCUACAGGUCAUGGACUGGGAAACAAGCAAAACAGAGCUAAUGUGGAACUUAAUUCACAGCCUCAAGAUCAGGGUACAGCAUCUGAAAGCUUUUUCAGUCCACUCAAAAAGUCUUUCAGUCAAUUGUUGCUUCCUUCUGCCGAACAAGGGCAGAAGGAAAGUACAUCCGGGCUUUUUAAAGGCCAUAAGUCUGAGGAGGAUAUAAGACAGAAUAGUUCAUCAAAUGAAGAACGUUCAUUUCCUUUCACUGGGAAACUUUCUUUUUUAAGUGGGUUGGGUUUUUCAGAGAAGCAGGAACAUAAGAAUGAGAAAGGAGGCUUUAUUCCUUCAUUAUUUAAAUUUUCUUCUGCAGAAAAUCUAGCACCUUCACAGGACCAAAGAAGUCAUCAGAGUUCUAGUGGCAUUUCUUUGCUUGAAGACAAAACCAGUAAUUCAGAAAAUGCCAUUUCAUUAAAAUCUAGCUCUGUUCCAAGUUUAUCAGACCAUAAAGAUGAACAAACAAAAAACGUGACUAAAGAAAACCUAUCCAGUGCCCAAGUAAAUAUUAAAAAACACCACGAGAGUGCCUCUGCUACCUUUAAGGCUGCAGGAGAGCAGCAGAGAACUGAGAGUACUCAGGAAGAACAUCAAAAUGUAAAAGGAGGAUUGACAAGAGAAGGAAUAAAUGCACCAGACUUCAAUGACAACUCAGUUGAAUCCACCUCUUCAGCCAGAGGGCCAGAAGCUGCAAGUGCAGAUGAUAUGCAGAAGAAGCACACACCAGGUUUUCUUUCUGGGUUUCUUCGCAUUUCUUCCAAUGAAAACACAGCCAGUAAUCAAGACUUGACUGUUAAAAGUGAGAAUGAUGGCCAGAAAAGCACUUCUCCUGGAUUAUUUUCUGGUUUAUUUAAAUUUGCUUCAAGUGAAAACUUAUCUGAAUGUAAGCAAGAGAAGGUGAAAACAAACUCUCUAGGCUUCAUGAAGCUUUUUGAUAGAAGUGAGGAUUCUAGCUCAGAGACAAAACCUGGCAACUCAGGAAUGGCUUCUGACCCUCAAAGCAGCACUGUAGAAAAGCAGGAAGCUUCUAGCUUCUUAAAAAAUCUCCUGCCCAAACCAAAGGAGAAACUGGAUAAUAUGAAAACGAUGGAAUCUUCCAAAACUACUGAUCACCUGUCCAGUGCAAGAGUAAAUAAAACACCUGAGCCCCAUGUUCCCCACUGUGGGCAUCCUGUGUCCCCUGAUGCUCUAAAUCCUCAAGACAAAGUACAGGACUUAUCUGGAAAGCCUAUAAAUGGUAGGCAUAUCCCUUAUCAGGAUGCAGAAUCUAGAGUUUUUCCAAAUCUUUUAAACAAAGAAUCAAAUGAAUUUCUCAAUUUGACUAAUAAAAGCUAUAACCUUACAGAGCAGUACUCAGCUUAUCAGGAAACAAGAAGCCAUUCUAGCUUUGAAUGGGAAUAUGAAGUGGGGGAACUGGCUGACACUCAUGAAAUAGCAGUACCAGUUUACUACGUGUUAAACCAGAACUCUGUUCUGCCCCCUCAGUUCUUGGACUGGCCUGAAAAUGAUAUGGUAGUGAAUCUCUGUAAAAAGGAUGGAAAUGCAAAUGUGAUGGAUUGGCAGACUAAUGCUAAUUUUGAUGGACAGAGUUUAGAUUUAAGUGUGAUGUCAUAUGAGUCAUUUGACCAGUUAAUGUUUCAAGAUGUUUGCUCAGAAGAAAAUGAUGCAUGGACUUCUAAUUCUCGAAAUGAAAGUUAUAGUAACUUUCCACCAUUUGAAAGAGAUGGCAGUUACUCAUUAGGAGAGUUACCCAUGGAUUUAAGCUACUCCUCUGGCUGUGAUGGAACUAUGUGGACUCUAAUUGACCAAGAGACUUUAAGUAUGGAUGAAAGCUUUAUGUACUCAUCCUAUAGCCAGGAGUAUCAGGAGUGGCUAAUGAUGCUUGAGCAGGGUAUAUGGUGGCCAUCAGAAGAUGGUGAUUGUGGAUACUACAUGUACAGUGAUAGCCAGUAUGUGUAUUCGCUGCUCACUGAUCCCACUGGGCAGUAUGUCUAUGUGUGUGCUCCUGAAACAUAUUCCUACCCAGACUGCUGGGAUUAUAAUUUUCAGGUGGAUUCCAUUCCAAGAGCUGUGCUAGAAGACAACACAAUUGCUGUUUGUGGUUUUAAAGUCCCUCUUGGCAGUGAAGAUGAGCUGUUUUGGUUUGCUGAAGAAGAGUCUUUAGGUGAUUAUACAACAAAUAAACCCCUGGAUUUGUCAGUAGCUUUGCAGAGGAGCGAUCAGCUAAUGCACAUGAAUUUGGAGACUUUUUCACAAAUGUUUGAGGAGUCUAUUUAUUAUCAGAGAGAGCAGCCGUUAGACUUCUCAGGUUAUAAACUUCAAAAACUCAAAGUAGAUUUUAGACCUGAGAAGGAAACCCAGAAUUAUUCAGAGGAGCCUCCACUAACCCUUGAUCUCAGGACACAUUCCAGAGCAGCUUUCAAUAAAUCGCUGAGUAAGGAAGUCCACACCAAGGAGGUAGAUAAGGCUGUCCCAGUGACAACUACUGGGAGUGGGUCAUCAGGAUUCUUUGGUUUCCAUCUGUUUCAAUCUACUCCUAAAGCUGAAGAAACUGCGGCAUCUACUGAAAGAGUAACAGAAGCAAAAAAGACUGAGGAAGAUAAGAAAACUCCAGUGAACAAGGUUAGCUCUUUAUUUUCUGCUUUGGGUGGACUAAUUGGAAAGACUUCAGGUCCUGGCCCUGAGACAUCAGAAGAUUCUGCCUUGAAGAGAACAGACACACAGUCAAAAUCAUCUGAAAAUAAAACUGAUGUUUUAUCACUUGCACCAAGUAGAAAAUUAGAUGAGGCACAAGCAGGGCAAAAGUUUCCUGUUGUAUCAGAACUGAGAAGAAAUACUUCAUCAGAACUUAGUUUGGAGGCUGCUAGAAACGAAAAGCCAGAAUUAAAUCAGAAUGAAAACAUCCAUGUUAAAAAAACAGGAUUAACAAAAUCUCCCUCUCAACUAAGCCAACCCACUCCAGAUGGCAGGCCCAUACGAGAAGAGAGACCUGUUAAAGCAACGCCAGCUUCCAUGCAUCUUGAAGGGCAGGCAAGUAUUAAUGAACCUAGUCAGUCACAGCCAAAUCAGAGCCACCCAGCAACUGAGCCUGAGGAGACAUUAUUUAAAAGCGCUCUGAAAUUGUUCAGUCUUGGAGAAAAUUCUCCUGCAAGCUCAACUGCCAACAAAACACAAGCUUCUGGAUUUUUUGAUUUCUUUAAAACACAAGUAAGCAAAGCACCACAGCCAUCACCAGAUUUGGAAAAAAGUCAAAGUGAUAAGCCAGAAAAGGUGAUACAGCCAGAACAGAAGGAAACCUCCGGCAUCUCAUCAUUAUUUGGAUCCCUUGGAGAUCUCUUCAAAGUGGAGGCUGUAUCUCCUCAACCAACCUCAAGUACUACGACUCUGCCAAAAAACAAUAGCAGAACUGUGGCUGAGUCGAGACAAAAAACUGAGAAGUCUGGAGGUCUUCAGAGUGCCAGUAUGCCAUGUCUGUCCUCCACCCCUAAGGAAGGGGUAAGAACAGAAGGCAUGGACAGGCAGGUCUCUUGUAGCCCUGGGGUGCAAAUGGAACAACAAAGCAGAAAAGCUGAGGAGGAGUCUCCUGGGAGCAAAAAAGUGCCUCCUGGAAACACUUCACAGAAGCCAAUGGGUGUAGGUCCCAAAAUAAGCCAAGUGAGUCAGUCAGCUGUGCAGCAAAGCACAGUUACACCAAAGCAACAAGGAGGAAAUCGUUUAGGAGGCACAGUUAAUCAGGCAAAACCGAAGCCAGAUCAGACUGCUAAAGAGUCGGGUUUCAGUUUGCCAUUCAGCUUUUCUGGUAUCACUACUUCAAAAUCACAGCCAGCCCAGCCAGCCAGUAGGAGCAUAUUCUCCUUCUUCACUGGAUCAGACGAACCAAAGCCUUCAGCACCUGCUCCUGCUCCUGCUAGUGGGAAGCAGCAAGAAACAGAGGGGCUGUUUCAUCUGCCCUCCUUCUUCUCCAGUGGUCCAGCUGUUGAGAAGAGCAUACCUCAAAGAAGUACUAGCUUUGGCUUCUUCAAUUUGACAUCCUUUUUGGAUGAAAAGCCACAAACUGCUCCAGGACAGGAGAACAACACAAAACCAGCUAAACCAGUGAACUCUAAGCCAUAUGUGAAGCAAAGUAUUUCCACUGAUUCUGGUGUCAAAAUUAGCAGUUCUGCCAGGCAACAAGAUGCAGACAAUGAAAAAGAAGUUGAUGAUAUUAUUGCAGCAGUGACUGGCAAGCAAAUGUCUAAUAACCUCACAAUCCCAGAAAAUAAAUCAGAAAUGCUGGCAGUGGAAAAUGUAGAAAGUGUUGCUGAGGUAGCUGAAGAGAGUGAGUUAGAGAAGCUUCCACAGACUGAUGACACUGCAGUAACUAAUUCAGCUGCUUCUGGUCCUUGCCUUCAGACUCCUAGCGUGCAGGAGGGUUCUCAGGGCCAACAGGCUAUUUCCUUAGGGGCAGAAGAAGAUGCGUUGGAUAGCAUGGGGAAAAUGGAGAGUGUUGCAUUUCCUAUUGAUAAAGAGGAGCCUUAUUCUUCAAAAGAAGAAGCUUCUGAAAAGAAAGAUUAUAGCAUGGCCUUAGGUGAUAAAAUGGAUUCCCAGAGUCUAAAUGACUUAAAUAUUCUAAGUGACAUAAAAAAUGAAGGAGUCUCUGAAGAAGUAUGUGUACAGCCUGAGUUGCCAGAACAUAAAUUACCCGAACAAACUCUCGGUGACAGGUUACAACAGGCACAAGAGCUACACUCUUCUUCUAAAAUGCCGGAAGCAUCUAAUUUGCAAAACAAACCUAAGGAAUCUGAGAGUGAUAAAUCAGUACUGGAUUCUUCAGUUGAAAUGUUUUCAAGUUUCAUGACAAAAAUGAAACCACCUAAAACAUUAUCUGGUUUCUUUUCCCAACCUCAAGCUACUGCACCUCCUACUGCACAAAAGAAAAGCUCCUCUUUCUUUGGUUUCUCAUCCCUCCCAAGUGGUCCAGCACCAGCUUUCACAAAUGAUCUCUUUGGCAUCUUCAAAGGUCCAAAAGAAUCUCCAAAAGAGAUGCCUCCAAAAUCCACCCCUAAACCUCAAAGUAGUAGGGUGAAAGAUGUCACUGAUCCAGUUCCAGCAAAACACUCUAGCGAGACAGAAAAUACACCUGCAGCCAGAGAGUCUAAAAGAGAUGUCAUGAGCUCUCUGAAGGAGGAUAUAGUACCUGUUUCAGCAGAAGAGAGCUCCACAAAAGAGUCUCCUAUGAAAACAGAAACCAACGAAAAUAGGAACUUGGAAACCUGUAAAGAGGAACCUUUGAGGAUCACUUCAGAAACAGCAGUCUCUAGUGAAAAUCAAGCCCUCGAGGUUCUGCAGUUGGAUAAUGAUGCACAACCCUCUGAGCUGGUAGAUACUGAGCCAUACCAGUCUGAUUUCAGUAAUGCAGUUGAUACAGUGCAGGCUGAGGCCCCUGACCAGACUGAUGUAAACACUUGCCAAGUAGAUGUGGGGUCUUCACAUGUAACAGAGGAACAGGCUGCUCCUACAGACAAGGCAGCCACUGACACCCUUCAGACUGGCUCUUCUGAUGGGCUUGAACUGGAAAUGGAAGCGCCGACUAAUGGGUCAGACACAAACCUUUCCCAGUUGGACCAGACUGAUACACUUGAAUCAGAGCCUGCUGUUACAGGGGAUCAGGCCAGUGCUGGUACUGAUCAGCAGGACAUGAUCAGUAGUAAUGGUAGAGAACCCACAGCUCCAGCUGAUGAGCACAGUGUUCAUCUGCUCCAGCUGAAUGAAGAGAAGACAAGUCAGGUAGAACAGCAAACUGCUGAACAAGACACACAUUUAGCAAUUGAUGAGGUGCCUGCAGAAGGGAUUGCUUCCAAAUGUGACUUGAAGAAACAGGGUAAACCUAAUAACAUUCCUCCAGAUGCAAACAGUAGUAAAACGGUCUUUGAAAUACCAAACAUGCCCAGUUUGCCAAAAUUCAGCUUCAUGUCAUCUGCUGAUAGUGGAAAGCCAUUUGGGUCAUUCUUCUCUCAGCAGCCACCUUCUGUUAAUAAAGCAGGGGCAGAUCAGGGCCUCAUGUCCAGCUUUAAGAAGCUUUCUUCAACUCUGUUUGAAGGAGGUAGUGAAGAAAAGGUGAGUAAGCCAGAGAGUGCCCAAGGAGCAGUAUUUGGGAAAAAGCUAGAUUUCUCCUUUCCCUGGCAAAAAGACAGCAGGGAGACCUCUGCCAAAAGGGAACCACAUGUACCACCACAGGCUGUGUCAAAACCAGAUGACAAGGUGUUAGGAACAGUCAGUUCAGAUGAAACCUCAAAAUCUGCAGUCUCAGAUCAACUGACUGAUGCAAAUAUAGAAGUAAACUUGUCUUCAAAGCAGCCUGACACUGUAGACAAUGAACUUUCUGAAGAACCAUCUGGUGCAAGCACUGUUGAUGAGACAUCCAACAAAGAGCUGGGAGAGAAGCUUGAUAAAGAGUCAGAAGAUCAGCAGAAUGUGAUUUCAGGUGGACUGCAGAAAGAAGAUCAGGCAGAAGAGCAUGCACCAGAUGAACCUGAACUGAGAGAAACUAAGCUUGAUUCUGCUCCUAAUGGAGCAAUGCUUCAUCCUAGCGCACAGGCUGCAGAUCUGAAUAGCGUGGAACAACUGAAUGAGAAAAGUCCUGCUGACAGUAGUAGAUAUGGCUCCUCUUGUAAUGUCAGCCAGGGAAGCUCUCACCUAAGUGAGCUGGACCAUUCCCAUGAAAGUGCCCAUGGCUCUGAGCAAGAAGAUGAUCACCAGGAAGGGGAGCUGAAUCAUUCCUACCACAGUUCGGGCAGCUACCAGAAGGAUGGUCAGGCAUGGCUCAGGGAGCAAGAGGAGCCUCAUGGUGAAGGAGAGGAGGAGAAGGUCUGCGAGACAGAGGAGAAAUGUGCAGACCAUUCUGCAGCUAAGUUACCUCUGGAACUUGAGAAGCCCAAGGAUGUUGAUGCAGGAGCCCAAGUGAGCUACCAUGGUGACAAUGAGCCACCACCAUUUCCUCCAGCAAGAGCCCAUUGGAUUAGAGCCAUUAGCAAAGUUCGACUGCGGCUUCAAGAGGGUCAAGAUGAGGCUGAUCCAUCAAAACCACCCUGGCUCAAAGGAGGGCCUGCAGGGGGUCUCUAUGGCAUUGACAGCAUGCCUGAUCUACGCAAAAAAAAGCCAAUUCCACUUGUCAGUGAUCUGGCCAUGUCACUGGUUCAGUCCCGGAAAGCCGGAAUUACCUCAGCAAUGGCCACUAGAACAUCUCUCAAAGAUGAAGAGCUGAAAUCUCAUGUCUAUAAGAAGACCUUGCAAGCCUUAAUUUACCCCAUCUCUUGUACAACGCCGCACAACUUUGAAGUGUGGACAGCCACAACUCCUACCUACUGCUACGAAUGUGAGGGGCUGCUGUGGGGUAUUGCACGGCAGGGAAUGCGCUGCGGUGAAUGUGGAGUCAAGUGCCAUGAGAAGUGCCAAGACUUGCUCAACGCUGACUGCUUACAGAGAGCAGCAGAGAAGAGCUCAAAGCAUGGAGCUGAAGACCGCACCCAGAAUUUCAUCAUGGCAAUGAAGGAUCGCAUGAAAAUCCGGGAGCGGAACAAGCCAGAGAUCUUUGACUUGAUCAGAGAUGUGUUCUGUGAGAGCAAAUUGACACAUGCUCAGCAGAUGAAGACAGUGAAGCAGAGCGUGCUUGAUGGCACCUCAAAAUGGUCAGCAAAGAUCACAAUCACAGUGGUGUGUGCUCAGGGUCUGCAGGCCAAAGACAAGACUGGGUCCAGUGAUCCAUAUGUAACCGUUCAAGUGGGUAAAACAAAGAAGAGGACAAAAACGAUUUUUGGGAAUCUGAACCCUGUAUGGGAAGAGAAGUUUUAUUUUGAGUGCCAUAACUCUUCUGACCGGAUCAAGGUGCGAGUAUGGGAUGAAGAUGAUGACAUCAAGUCUCGUGUGAAGCAGAGACUGAAACGCGAAUCAGAUGAUUUCCUGGGGCAGACAAUCAUUGAAGUCCGUACUCUGAGUGGAGAGAUGGAUGUGUGGUACAACCUUGAGAAGCGAACAGAUAAGUCUGCAGUGUCCGGGGCUAUUCGCUUACAAAUCAGCGUGGAGAUCAAAGGCGAGGAGAAGGUGGCUCCGUAUCACAUUCAGUACACUUGCCUUCACGAGAACCUCUUUCACCAUCUCACAGAUGUGCAAGGGAAUGGGGUGGUGAAGAUCCCUGAUGCCAAAGGAGAUGAUGCCUGGAAGGUGUAUUUUGAUGAGACAGCUCAAGAGAUUGUGGAUGAAUUUGCAAUGCGUUACGGCAUUGAAUCAAUAUACCAGGCCAUGACGCAUUUUGCGUGUCUCUCCUCUAAAUACAUGUGCCCAGGCGUGCCAGCUGUGAUGAGCACGUUACUUGCCAAUAUCAAUGCCUAUUAUGCGCACACCACUGCCUCCACAAAUGUGUCUGCUUCGGACCGCUUUGCAGCCUCCAAUUUUGGGAAAGAACGAUUUGUGAAGCUUCUGGACCAGCUUCAUAAUUCACUUCGGAUUGAUCUCUCAAUGUACAGAAAUAACUUCCCAGCCAGCAGCCGCGAACGGCUGCAGGACCUGAAGUCUACAGUGGAUUUGCUGACCAGCAUCACUUUUUUCAGGAUGAAGGUCCAAGAACUGCAGAGUCCACCUCGAGCCAGCCAGGUAGUGAAGGACUGUGUAAAAGCUUGCCUCAACUCUACCUAUGAGUACAUUUUCAACAAUUGUCAUGAGCUGUACAGUCGCGAGUACCAGACAGAUCCUAACAAAAAUCAGGACCUUCCUCCUGAGGAACAGGGCCCCAGCAUCAGGAACCUGGAUUUCUGGCCCAAGCUCAUCACUUUGAUAGUUUCCAUCAUAGAAGAGGACAAGAAUUCUUACACCCCAGUCUUGAAUCAGUUUCCUCAGGAGCUUGCUGUUGGGAAGAUCAGCGCAGAGGUGAUGUGGAGUCUUUUUGCCCAGGAUAUGAAGUAUGCCAUGGAAGUUCUGGAUAACAUGAGCUCAUUCACCUCACCAAGUGCCCCACCUUUCUUUCGCAUACGUAAAGUUCUCUUUUAUGGUGAGCAUGAGAAACACAGACUGUGUAAAAGUGCAGACUAUAUGAAUUUACACUUCAAAGUGAAGUGGCUGUACAAUGAAUAUGUUCGUGAUCUGCCUGCCUUCAAGGGAAAAGUGCCUGAAUAUCCAGCGUGGUUUGAGCAGUUUGUGAUGCAGUGGCUGGAUGAAAAUGAAGAUGUUUCCUUAGAAUUCCUGCAUGGUGCUCUGGAGAGAGAUAAAAAAGAUGGGUUCCAGCAAACAUCCGAGCAUGCUCUGUUCUCUUGCUCAGUGGUGGAUGUCUUCACCCAGCUCAAUCAGAGCUUUGAGAUCAUUAAGAAGCUCGAGUGCCCAGACCCCGUCAUUGUUGCUCAUUAUAAUAGGAGGUUUGCUAAGACUAUUGGGAAAGUGCUGAUGCAGUAUGCUGACAUCCUCUCCAAGAGCUUCGAGUCCUACUGUUCCAAGGAGAAACUGCCCUGCAUCCUGAUGAAUAACAUCCAACAACUGAGGGUGCAGCUAGAGAAGAUGUUUGAAGCCAUGGGUGGUAAAGAGAUUCGGGAAGAUGAAGAAAAGGCUGCUGAUGCUGAUUUGGAUGCAGAAGCAAGUGACCAUCUCAAAGAGCUCCAGGUGAAGCUGAACAAUGUUUUGGAUGAGCUGAGUGCUGUGUUUGGUAACAGCUUUCAGACUCGUAUUGAUGAGUGUGUCAAGCAAAUGUCUGAUAUCCUCUGUCAAGUGAAAGGGACAGGAAAUGUUGCUGCUAAUGCCAGAAACACAGUUGCACAAGAUGCAGAUAAUGUCCUGAGGCCAUUGAUGGAUUUCCUGGAUGGAAACCUAACACUGUUUGCGACUGUGUGUGAAAAGACAGUGUUGAAACGGGUGCUGAAAGAGCUCUGGAGGGUGGUAAUGAAUACCAUGGAGAAGCUGAUUGUGCUGCCUCCUCUUACAGACCAUACGGGCACACAGUUGAUUUUCAGUGCUGCUAAGGAACUGGGACACUUGUCAAAGUUGAAGGAUCAUAUGGUGAGAGAAGAAACUAGGAGUCUCACUCCAAAGCAGUGUGCCGUUUUGGAUCUGGCACUGGAUACAAUCAAACAAUAUUUCCAUGCUGGUGGGAACGGUCUGAAGAAAACCUUCUUGGAGAAGAGUCCAGACCUGCAGUCACUUCGAUACGCUCUCUCUCUCUACACUCAGACCACAGACACUCUCAUCAAAACCUUUGUCCAGACUCAGACAGCUCAGGUGCACGAUGGGAAAGGUAUUAGGUUUACCGCUAAUGAGGACGUUCUUCCUGAUAAGGGCUCCGGUGUGGAUGAUCCUGUGGGUGAAGUGUCCAUACAGAUCGACCUGUAUACCCACCCAGGAACUGGUGAACACAAGGUCACGGUGAAAGUUGUGGCAGCCAACGACCUGAAGUGGCAAACGUCUGGCAUGUUCCGUCCAUUUGUUGAAAUCACCAUGAUUGGGCCCCAUCAGAGUGACAAGAAGAGGAAGUUCACAACGAAGUCAAAGAGCAACAACUGGGCUCCCAAAUACAAUGAAACCUUUCACUUCAUACUGGGAAAUGAAGAUGGCCCUGAUGCCUACGAGCUCCAAGUCUGUGUGAAGGAUUACUGCUUUGCUCGGGAGGACCGAGUACUGGGGAUAGCAGUGAUGCAGCUCAGAGACAUAGCAGACAAAGGAAGCUGUGCUUGCUGGUGCCCCCUCGGGCGCAGGAUUCACAUGGAUGAGACUGGACUUACGGUCCUGAGGAUUCUCUCCCAAAGAACCAAUGAUGAAGUUGCCAGAGAAUUUGUAAAGUUGAAAUCUGAGUCCCGCUCCACAGAGGAAGGCACCUGAGCUGUGUAAUGUUCCCUUUUCUCUUCUGCCUUGUGCCAGUAUGUGCAAGUGUUCAACAAUUCUCUUUUAUUAAUUACAAAAGUUUUUUUUCAUGGUGUCUUUGUCAGCUCCGAUAGCGCACUUGUGCUGUGCAGGAAACAAAUCCGUCAAUCUGAUGUGAAUUAUUUAUUUUUUAGUAGCUGGGUAAGACACCAUAGAGAAUGAGACAGUCUCUUCUUAUUUAAAAUGCAAAUUCUGCUUUGUGUAUAUAAAUUAUUUUAUAUUGGAGGCUGGGUAUGCUGGGUUUUGUUGAUAUGCAGCACUGUGAUUUUAUCCUCUGAAGCUGGCAGACAUUAAAAAGGUUCUACAUAAUCACACUAUGAUACAAACACACAACUGUGUGGAAAUUGGGAGAAUAAUAAUGAUUUGGGGUUUUGUCAAAGCACAGUUAUCUCUCAUUGAAUUCGUGUACUGUGGAGCCGCCAGGGGAUAUUCUGGCACAGAUUAUACCAAUGUCCCAAUGUGAUAUGCAGACACCUCAAUGUCUGCUUAAAAGAAUAAGUUGCAAAUUGCUCUGAAGAUGCACACCAAAUGAAUGUAUGACCAUGGAUGUGCUGCUGUGAGCAUGGGCGAGACCACUGGGACAAGUGCAGAGGGGCCUAAGAGCUCAUAGCCAAAAGCUGCAAAGGCAACACACCAGGAGCAGACUGCAGCUGCUCUGCUGUUGUUAUUAGAUGGUGUGUCUCAGAGAAUAUAAAUCCCCAUGUGCUGCUGGGGAUCCUUUAUCACCAUGGGUGUGCGGUAAGCUGCUAAACUCCACAUUCACACUUUGGCUACCGUGACCGACACGGUAAGGAAGGGAACAACUUUAGAGCCAUGACAGAUAACAUGGCUGCUAUGUAUUUUUUCCACUUCAAUAUUCUUUUGUUAGUUUUUUGAAAUAGGAUUGGAUAAUUUAAUACUUGCAGGCUUUCUGUAGCAUUUUGUUACCCUGGAGUAGCUGAGACCAUCCUCACUAUGAACCCAGAAAUGACGGCUCGCUUGGGAGAGAGCAACAUGUCUCUCCUCUGCAAGCACUCAGUCUGGAGUGCUGGUCAAGGGGCAGCAGGUCCAUUCAGUUCUGAUCUUGAAGUCACUGUUGGCCGUGCUGCAGUUGAUCCAUGCUGAUUGUCAUUAAUCUGUGAUUUAACGAUACCAUUGAAAAUAUUUUUGCACUGUCUUAAAGAAGCAUCCGGGUUUUGUUUUCUUGCAAAACAAAACACUGUCCUGAGCAAAUUGAUUGCAGGGAGGUCAGAAUUUCUGACUGAAAAUUCUUAAGCAGGAAGGUCUGGAGUACUGAUUGCACCUGAGGUAUGUUUGUUGGAGGGCUUUUUAGUGUUUUGGGGAUUUUUUUGCUAUUUCCAGUUGCCCUUGUGCUCUGGAAAGUGCAGCUGGAACAAGCCAGUCCUUGCCCAUAAAGUACUGUAAUACUGUCAAUAAAUUCAAGGACUGUGUAUUGAAUUACAUUUUUUUUUUCUAUUUUCUCUUGACAUUUGUACAGCUUUAUGAUACAACUCCUGUAUUUCAUGGGCCUGCUUGUAGAGUUCUGAGAUAGCACAUUGGCUUUGUUCUUGUUCGUGGUGUAUUAUAAUAAUGCUCUUCAAAACUCCAUGCUAUUUGUCAUGAAUUUGAAUCAUUGUAUGUGCCAUUGUUAUGAAAGCUGUUAGUACAGUCUUUAAUAAACUCUUUUAGCAGCA
Messenger RNA from Aquila chrysaetos chrysaetos, 15635 nucleotides. RefSeq names its product unc-13 homolog B (gene UNC13B). Gene Ontology annotation, molecular function: calmodulin binding; syntaxin-1 binding; calcium ion binding. Gene Ontology annotation, cellular component: terminal bouton; presynaptic active zone cytoplasmic component; plasma membrane. The transcript has 47 exons. Lineage: Eukaryota; Metazoa; Chordata; Aves; Accipitriformes; Accipitridae. Bases 130 to 13920 code for a protein of 4596 amino acids. Gene Ontology annotation, biological process: synaptic transmission, glutamatergic; dense core granule priming; neuromuscular junction development. The record is from RefSeq and is a predicted model, not a curated record.